AUGGAUUCUGCCGCUAGGGACGUUACUCUCCUGAAGGGUGAAAAGGCCGAGUUUCCCAUUCUCUGCGAGACCUGCCUGGGCCCGAAUCCCCUGAUUAGGAUGAUCAAGCACACGUUGGGCAAGGACUGUAAGAUUUGUGAGCGGCCUUUCACCAUCUUCAGGUGGAAGCCCGGUCCCAAGGCCAGAUAUAAGCAGACCAUAAUCUGUCAAACUUGCGCCAAGGUCAAAAACCUAUGUCAAACGUGUCUAUUCGAUCUUAAAUACGGAUUACCAAUACAGGUCAGGGAUAAAUUUUUGGAAAACCCGCUCGAGCUUCCUGACUCGAACAAGAACCUGCUUCAUAAGCUGAAUAACAUCGAAAGCAAUCCCGGCAACUACGCUCCUAGCAUGUCCAGCGAGAACAACCAGCUGCUGGAGCGCAUUGCCAGGGUCGCUCCCUACUACCGCCGCAACAAGCCCAGGAUCUGCACCUUCUGGGUCAGGGGCAUGUGUAACCGCGGCGAGGAGUGUCCUUACUCUCACGAGGAGGACGCUUUCGACCCCAGUCUGUCAAAGCAGUCCAUAAAGAGUCGCUACAAGGGCCAUGAUGACCCUCUCGCGAAGAAGAUACUGGAUAAACUUGAGCAAUCGAUUUCUGCGGAAACUGCUGCUGCCGGUGCUGCUCCUGCUGCUUCCGAGUUUCCUUCAAUGAAUCCUAACGAGGCCAUUAAAAGGAUGGAUUAA
This is a messenger RNA of Theileria orientalis strain Shintoku, 723 nucleotides long. RefSeq lists its product as uncharacterized. Gene Ontology annotation, molecular function: metal ion binding; U6 snRNA binding; pre-mRNA binding. The coding region runs from base 1 to 723 and encodes 240 amino acids. Gene Ontology annotation, cellular component: U2-type catalytic step 1 spliceosome; Prp19 complex; U2-type catalytic step 2 spliceosome. The record is from RefSeq and is a predicted model, not a curated record. The transcript has 2 exons. Lineage: Eukaryota; Apicomplexa; Aconoidasida; Piroplasmida; Theileriidae.